UAUUUGUCGCGUUCUCUUAUUCACCCUGGCGGCGCAGCCGGUUCCGAUUUCUCCCGGCUGCAACGUAGCGGCGCACCCUAGCGCCCUCGCUUACAACGAAGAAACCGAAGGUCAACAGAACGCGCUCGCUCGCUCGUUGGGGCAGGACGCGUUAUUUUGCCGGUUCAGCCAGGCUUUUUGUCACUGCUUUGUUUGAGACCGGGUGGCCUUUGUGACCGCUUGUGACGCUCGUUCUUUUUGUUGGUGACGAAUUGUCGGUACGCCACCUCGGUGUUCGCGUCAACGCGAAGACUGGUGUCACCACCGACCGUACGCGUCUCCUCGCCGGGCAGCAUCGCCUCGUGUACGACUGUUCGCUGUAAACUGUGGCAGACUCCCACGCAUCGAGCAUGGAUGGGGAAGCUACCGAGGAGCCCGAUCUGUGUAACAGCCCGGGCCCGCUGGAAAUCGCCUUGGACUGUUCGAGCGUGGAGUCGUCCAGCUGCGAAGCAGCUACGCCAUCUCCGCGGGAACCUUCACCCGUUGAACCAGUUCCGCCACUGGCGAUAAACAAUGCUUCGAGGAAGAAGAUGAAGAAGACUGGUCGCCGAUUCGCGGAGUCACUCUCGAUGCAGAAGAAGAAGAGGAAGAAGGAACGUGACUCUGCCGCUGAAGAGGAUACCGCCGGCAGAAGCCCAAGAGCUCCCCGGAAACGGAAGUCGUAUUCCGUCACGGAAAAGCUGGCUCUGGUAGCCGAGGUGGAGGCGGGACGAAAGAAGGUGGACAUCUGCCGCGAGUACGGCAUCUCGGCCUCGACGUUGGCGAGCAUCACCAAGCACAAGGAGCAGUUCAUGGCGGCGUACGAGGAGAGCCGGCUGAAGGCCAAAAGGCUGCGCAAGGCCACGCGCGAGGAUCUGGACCGUGCCCUGCUGCGCUGGUACCACCAGGCCACGGCCUCCGGAACCCCCAUCAGCGGGCCGCUGCUGCAAGCCAAAGCGGAGAAGAUUGCCGCUGAACUCGGGUACGAGAACCGCACGGUGCCCAACGCGUGGAUCGACCGCUUCAAGAAGCGGCAUGCGAUCACCUACGCUCGCGAGCGCAAGGAGAUGGGCGCCGACAUUCCGGACGUGGACACCUGGCUGAACACGUCGUGGCCGCAGAUCCGCUCCGGCUACUCCUCCUGGGACAUCUUCAGCGCCGUCGAGACCGGCCUGUUCUUCAGGGCGUUGCCCAAGGAAGCGGCACAGCUCAACGGGGCCACCUGCGAACAAGGACAACUGGCCCAGGACAGGUUCACCAUCUACCUCUGCACAAACAUGACCGGCGAUGAACGGCGGCCGCUAACGGUCGUGGGCGCGUCUCCGCUGCCUCACAGCGUCGUCCUGCCGGGUCUCACGUACUCCGUGAACGAGAAGUCGUGGAUGACGCGGCGGGUGUUCGUCGAGGAACUACGUCGCUGGGACCGCGAGCUGGAGGCUCGCAAGCGAAAGGUCCUGCUUCUAGUGGACCAGACCGUGUGCCACGAGCUGGGCAAAAAGGCCAACCUCAAGUACAUCGACGUCAUCUACCCUCCUCCGAACACGAGCGGCCUCCUAAUCCCCUUGGACCAAGGGGUCGUGCACGCGCUCAAGCGAAACUAUCGCAAGGCACUCGUAGUCCACACUGUGCUUCAGGAGAUACCCACGGUCCUACAGGUCCGCGAGGCCCUGCGACUUCUGGCCGUCGCUUGGAGGGACGUCAAGGACAAGACCAUCAGGUCCGCUUUCGGGGCUUGUGGUCUGCACAGCAUCCACCAUCUCAAUGACAGCGCCGAAGAAGGACGGCGACCACGACGGGACGGACGAUCCUCUCGAGCUAUGGUCGUCCCACUACGACCUGCCCGAAGACCUGGUUGACGGCAUCGGCGAGUUCGAAAACAUUGACGAGUUCGUGGCCACGUCGGCCAAGCUGCAGACCGAUCAGGUCGGAGAAGACGCCGGCGAGCAACGGCUAUCUUUGUCCAAGACCGACGGAAACACGCGGUUGUCAAAGAAGGCUGACAGUAUAGCUUCGUACGAAGUCCUAGACGCGAUCGACUUGCUCCUGAAAUAUUGCGAUAACUCGCCUCUCGGUAUUAGCAGGACUGACGCUGAGAAAGCUGCCCUAGGACUUAACGCUUUGCGCGCCAGCGCCCAGGUGACGGCUUUCAAUAGGACGUAUUCUCUGAACUCUAAGUGAUGUGCCGGACAUUGAAGCGUUUCUCGUUAGUUUGAAGACGACCCGUCGAAGAUCUGCCAGCUGUUCAACUGCAAUCUCGCCCUCUUGGUGUGGAUGACGAAACCAUGUGAAUUCAUCCGAUUAAUUUCGGGACUACUCUGUAUGCGAAUGCGGCCUUGUUAGCGAAAAACAUUGGCUAUCAGGUCAAUGGCGAUGUGCCAGAAGUGCGGUGGCGUGGAUUCAUCCAAAAAUUUCUGUUUGUUCUUUAAGUGUGCUCGAGAAGUUGCAGCCACAACUCUCCAGUUGCCACUGUGGCCAUGAAUGCUGCGGAGGGAACUGGAUGACUUGACAUUCUUCGCGUAACUUCUGAAACAGACGCCCUCGAACGUGCGCACUUUUCAAGCGCCACGCUGGGCGCAAUGCCGAGUCAGUCGGCGUUUGAACACUGUAUGAAAACAACUCGAAUUGUGACACAAACACCACAGAGUUCAAGUAGUAAAUUAGGGCAUUACACUCUCGGAGCCCUGCAGGCAAAGCCUGACGAAACUGAUGAUGUCGGUGAAGAUGUAAACUUGGGCACACUGUGUUCCGAAGGUUGUUGAGACAGAAAUAAAGGUAUCAGUUCUGUG
Messenger RNA from Rhipicephalus microplus (southern cattle tick), 2804 nucleotides. Its product is annotated as tigger transposable element-derived protein 4. Gene Ontology annotation, cellular component: nucleus. Gene Ontology annotation, molecular function: DNA binding. The record is from RefSeq and is a predicted model, not a curated record. NCBI's taxonomy places the organism in Eukaryota, Metazoa, Arthropoda, Arachnida, Ixodida, Ixodidae.